AUGCCGCAGAAGGUCCUUCAAGCGGCCUCGAUACGUGCUGCGUUAGAACUGGUGGUCUGGCUGGCUAUGAUUUCAGCGCGGAUGUGCAGCUCGCAGAUACUAACACGAUGGUGGUUCGUUGUGCUUUGUGUGCUUCGUUGUAGUCCGGCCGACCGUGCUUUGCGAAUUGCUUGUGAUUGGUCGACCCGAAAGCGUAAUCUUGCAAUCUGCGCGUUUCGUUCGUUGGAAGUCUAG
Messenger RNA from Plenodomus lingam JN3, 234 nucleotides. The record is from RefSeq and is a predicted model, not a curated record. NCBI's taxonomy places the organism in Eukaryota, Fungi, Ascomycota, Dothideomycetes, Pleosporales, Leptosphaeriaceae.